Macrosteles quadrilineatus (aster leafhopper) is the source of this 1310-nucleotide messenger RNA. RefSeq lists its product as uncharacterized. Bases 78 to 1085 code for a protein of 335 amino acids. The record is from RefSeq and is a predicted model, not a curated record. NCBI's taxonomy places the organism in Eukaryota, Metazoa, Arthropoda, Insecta, Hemiptera, Cicadellidae. The transcript is spliced from 6 exons.
GAUAAGUCUCAGUGAGUUGGUGUCAGUGAGUGGGGAGGGUACGUGGCGGUUCAGUGAGCAGCCAUAUUGAUAUUGAAAUGCAGUCGCAAUCCUCUCCUCUUUUGGUCUUCAGAGCCAUGCUUAUCGGCCUCUGUCUUUUGGCUCUCUUUUGUGGGAUGAUUGAUGCCAGUGGGCUGAACAUUAUCGGCAUGCCUUUGUCCGCACAUCCCAUGGGUGACUCCAUGGACUUCACGAUGGGUGGUGGCAAGAACUGCGAUGACGAAGAAGAAGAGGAGGAGGAUGACGACGACCAACCACAGAACCAGUGUUUGGACGUCAAGGCAUCAGCCUGGACUCUGAGCAACAUGUACCGCGACCAGCCUCUCUUCAUGAACUUCAGACCGAGAACCGAAGAAGCCAUGUUGAUUGACAAUAUCUGUUAUACUUUCUUCCCCCUCCCCGAUGACCAGUUUACCUACGUCAUGUACAGUUCAACUGUAUACCGUGACGGUUCUAAUCUGAUUGAGUCUGACAUUGUCACUGAUGUGCAGCUCGGAAUCUUCAGAGCAGCAAGCCCUUACUGUACCUACAAGGACCACGUACUCGGCUACGCCGGAUGUGACACCUUCGUCAUGUACCGAUGCUACAUGUCCAGCGAGUGCAGGAACAAGAACGCUUUGUUCACGUUCGGUCUGUCCCAAAGUUGCAAGCAGAUCUCCAUCUCUUGCUUGCAGAAGAUUGAAGACAUCAUCCAGGGCAACGGAAUCCCGGAACAAGACUAUGUUGCCUUGCCGAUGAAACUUCCCACCAAAUGCGUGUUUGAGCCUGUCUGCACAUUCAAGGGCGAAGUGGAAGUUUUCAACGCGGUGGAUGUCAUCGCUCCGAGAGAAAUAGUGGUUCCCUUCAUCGAAGAGGAGAUUGAGAUCCUGCCUCCACCACCCGUGAUCGUCACCUCAGUGGCCGAUGAGCUCUUCCUUCCCGAAUUCCCUGUCACUUUGGCCCCUCCUGUUUCGAUACCACCAUUCCUCGGCUACUCGAGGCCCUCUUAUCUGGGAAGAAUACCCAACGUGGGCAGAUACUCCAACUAUUUUCCCGGCAGAAGAUAAACAUCACAGUAGAUUAUAGCUAAUGUAGUUUCGGUUAAAAAUUAAGUUUAACAUCGAGCAGCAAUAUCCCUGUCUUCUGCUUUCCGACAAACGAAGAACUUCAUUCUCAGUGAUCACGAAGCCUCAUUUCAUUUACGGCUGGACUCCUUUUUAUGAGUGCCUUAAUGUAUUAAGGCGUAUUGACGACAUAAUAGCUAUACAUAGUAAUAAAAUAAUUUUAUAACA